Molecule: messenger RNA, 1862 nt
Organism: Gavialis gangeticus (Gharial)
Lineage: Eukaryota; Metazoa; Chordata; Crocodylia; Gavialidae
Gene: IL6
Product: interleukin 6
Exons: 5
Coding region: 1-603 (200 amino acids)
Biological process (GO): immune response; positive regulation of cell population proliferation; T-helper 17 cell lineage commitment
Cellular component (GO): extracellular region
Molecular function (GO): cytokine activity; growth factor activity; interleukin-6 receptor binding
Source: RefSeq, a predicted model, not a curated record
AUGCCGCGCACUCUGCCCGUGCCGGACUCGUCCGGGGAGGAAGACCUCGUGGACGAGCCGUCGCCCUCGCGGAGCUCCCCGGUGCCCGACUACGAGUCGCUGGCGUGGCUGCUGCGCACCCGGGCGGCCAGGCUGAAGCACGAGAUGUGUGAAAAAUUUACUGUGUGUGAAAACAGCAUGGAAAUGCUUGUCCAAAGCCAUCUGAAACUCCCCAAAAUCCUGGAAGAAGAUGGCUGCUUACCGUCUGGAUUCAACAAGGAGAAAUGCUUGACAAAGAUCUCCAGUGGCCUUUUUGCAUUUCAAACAUAUCUGGAAUAUAUACAUGUACAAGAAACAUUUAUUAGUGAAAAACAAAAAAUUGAAACCAUAUGGUAUGGCACAAAGCACCUGGCAAACACUGUGAGGCAGAUGAUGAAAAAUCCUGAUGCAGUGCCCAUACCAGACCAAACCAGUGAGAAAACACUUCUUGAAAAACUGAAGGCAAAUAAAAAUUGGAGAGAGAAAAUUGCCACUCAUUUCAUCCUCAGAGAUUUUACUUCAUUUAUGGAGAAAACAGUGAGGGCUCUUCGAUACAUAAGAAAAACCAGGAGUUCAAGUGCUUGAAUGUUUUAAUUCAGGCACCUUCCUUUUCACAAAAUCUGUCAUGUGGCAGAUGACAGUGUUGUUCUAUUUUAAGAACCAAAGCUCUAAUAAUAAGCGUUUCCAUUUAUAAAUUGUAAAAUCACUAGGAUUUCUUUUGGGGAAUAUAUUUAUUAUAUUUAAAAUAUUUAUUCAUUUAUAAUAAUGCUUAUUUAUAUUUCCAAUAUUUACAGAAAAUUUAAACAGAGUAUCUAUUUUAUUUGUUUCUACUGACAUUAUUUGCAAUAUCAGUUGUCACUUCCUAUAUAGCCAACAAAAAUACACUUGAAAGGGCUGUUAUCUAGAAAAAAACUGAAUGUAUAACUUAUUUUCUUCAUGUCUGAAAUUUUGUAUUUAAAUCUAUUUAUAUUUUUUUAAAACAAAAUGUAACUCUUUUAAAAGAAGUUUUUGGCAUUUAAUAAAGGUAUGAAAAUUCUCAAAUAUCCAAGUUUCUAUCUCUACACCUAUUUAUAUGGCAGUUCAUCAUCAUUCAACAGCCACUCUGGAAGUAUUUGAUUGUUGCUUAUUUUUGGAGCGAGGCGAUAUGAAGGUUUGUUAGUUUUGUAGAACUAGAUAAAAGCAUAAAAAACUAGCAAACUUGCCAGAGAAAAGUGUGGAAAAAUCUUAACAGAAAUAUGACAAUUAUGCUGGAAAUGUGGAAACUGUGAAACAUCUUAACAGCAGUUAUAAAAGCAAUUAUGACAAUUUGCCCCAAACAAUACAAAGAAAAAAAAUCCUACUCCCAGCAAGCAAUAAUAAUUCACAAUUUAUACCACUACUUCCAGUGGAAACAGGAAUCUUAAUUUUUGAGUGGGUAAGGCUAACGUAUUGCAGAACAUCAGACUUGAUGCAUAAAUUCCUUUCCUGAAGUCCUACAUAAGACCAUCUACUAACCAGCAGGGCCAGCCUACACUUAAAACGCAGCAAGGAACAGGAAAGUGAACAGAACUCCACUAUAAAUGCAUAUGCUUCAUGCACCCAAGCUUGAAGAACAUCUGGGCAGCAGUACACAUAUAGCAUGUGUGUAUUCUGACUCUGUAUGCUGUGCAUCUAGGGCAGAGCUGUCCAAGAUCUGAGUGGCUGGGGACCACAGGCCACCCCAGCCAUACACCAUGCGGGCCACACACUCCUGGGCUACAUGCCACGCUGCACCACAGAACCCCUUCACAUGGGCCCCUGACAUCUGAACCCUACACACUGCACAGGCCACUAACAGGUUGUACAAGACCCCAACACUGAAUGAA